Molecule: messenger RNA, 1374 nt
Organism: Ectocarpus sp. CCAP 1310/34
Lineage: Eukaryota; Phaeophyceae; Ectocarpales; Ectocarpaceae
Source: the annotation of a GenBank genome assembly
AUGGGGCUGCUGGCUCAAGCAAGCGAAGACGUCCUCGUCUCCAUGCUGGAUGCCCGGCGAGUCAUGAACAGCAAGACAAUGCUCCGGCCAGGAUUGGAGGGGGGCGGCGAGAAGGGGGGCGGAGGCGAGCAGCUCUCGAGGAGUGAGGGCGUGGGAGAGAGCACGGGAAAGUUGACGGAGGUGGACACCGGCGAGGAGGGACGCAUGGGGAAUGGUGGGUCGAUCGGUCCGUCUGAGCGGGGCGUUCCGCUCGGGCUUGUGGCGCGUCUUGCGACGCGCGACGACCUCGACUCAGCUUUGCGCGAGAUGGAGCCGCCUCUCUUGCGACCCGACAUGCCGCGCUGCCACGCCAAGGACCUCCGAGUACCCCAGACUUUCAAAGAGGCAAAGCAGAGCGAGCACAGCGAGAAGAUCAUGGAUGCGGCCAAGCGUGAGAUGCGUUCGGCUUUCCUACAAAGGCCAAGGCUAGACUUGUUGNCAGCUUCAUCUAGAGUUCGUAUGUUGGCAACUUUGGCGUGUGAGCUUGACUUGGAGUUCUGUCACUUCGAUAUCGACCAGGCUUUUGUGAGGGCCCCUCUCAAGCAAGAUAUUUUCAUGCGACUGCCGGAAGGAUGUGGUGCGUUUUCGGGGAAGAUGGUGCAGUUGAACAAGAGUCUUUAUGGCUUGAGGCAGGCAUCUAGGCAGUGGUACGCGUUACUGACGAAGUGCCUUUUGGCUUUGGGGUUCGAGCAGUGCAUGGCUGAUUCGUGUGUUUUUCGUUUCGUCGAAGGGGGGGAAGAAGUGUUGCUUCUUGUAGUGCACGUAGACGAUAUUUUUGCAGUGGGAACGAAGGAGAGGCUGACGAUUUCACAGCAGACAUACACCGAAGAGUUGGGAGGGAUAUAUGGUGUCGAGUUGGGGGGGGGCAUUCCUUUGCCCACCUGGAGACUUUGGGACUUCGACUUGGACGAGUCGAGCGUAGAGUACCCUUUUCGCGCGCUGGUUGGUUCGCUGCUGUGGAUUGCCUUGUUGAUUAGGCCGGAUAUCGCGAAUUCGGGGAGAGCAGUGGCGAGGCAGAAUACGAUGGCGGACAUGGGGAAGGAGAUUUUGUUUUUGAGGCAAGUUUGGCGUUUCAUGUUGCCUAAGGAGUUGCGGCCGUGCAUUCCCCUGUAUGAGGAUAACGAAGGGGCUAUCCAGAUCGCAAAACACCCGAUCUCGAAUUCCAACUCGAAGCACAUCGACGUGCGGCAUCACUUCCUCAGGCAGCUCGUAGAUGAGAAGGAGGUAGAGAUCAUCCACGUAGCGUCGAAGUAUCAGCAUGCCGACUUCCUCACGAAGGCGCUACCUGAGAGAGAGUUUGUUUCCCACCGGGACUACGUGAUGAACUUGAAGUGA